Messenger RNA from Gastrolobium bilobum, 4095 nucleotides. RefSeq names its product mediator of RNA polymerase II transcription subunit 33A-like. The transcript has 11 exons. Gene Ontology annotation, cellular component: mediator complex. Bases 36 to 3971 code for a protein of 1311 amino acids. Lineage: Eukaryota; Viridiplantae; Streptophyta; Magnoliopsida; Fabales; Fabaceae. The record is from RefSeq and is a predicted model, not a curated record. Gene Ontology annotation, biological process: regulation of phenylpropanoid metabolic process.
CUGAUAGCAUUUUUUUUUUUCAGUUGUAACAAACAAUGGAGUGGGACGAACAAGUGAAGGAAGGGGUUCUAAAGAAGUUAAAGUGGUUGCAGCAACGCAACGAACCACCGGUUUCAUGGGUAACGGAAUUAGUAGAAUAUCUCAACUCACUCGGCGCUGAGUUACCCAGCCCCGAGUUAGGGGAGCUUCUAGUUUCCCAUCUUUGCUUCAACAAUAACCAUAACCACCCUUCCUUGUGGAAGUUCAUGAACCACGCACUUUCCUCUCGCCUCUUUUUCCCUCUCCAAGUUCUCUCUCUUCUCUCUUCCAACCUCAUUCCUCAUCGCCAUUCUCUCCCUCACGCUUUUGCUCUCUUUCUUCAACUUCUCGCUCAACACGCUUUCUCCUUUCACCCAAACGUCACACCACUCUCUCGCAAUCUCAAGAUAAUAGAUUCUGUUGACUUUGCGUUUAAACUUUCUGAAAAUUUCAAAAUUCGUGAUCUGGAGCUUGGACAUGUGUUUGUGCUGUUCUUUUACAGCAUUAUCAUUGCUUUGAUUGAUAGCACAUUAAGUGAUUGGGGAUUACAAGUUAGCUUUGAUGAAAGAUCAUGUUUAGUCCCGAAAGGUGACCAGUAUAUGGAAAUUGAUCAUAAUGUGGCGCAUAAUUAUAAAAAAAAUGAAUAUCAUGAACAGAUAAGGAAGAGAAAUUCCUUCACUGCCUUAGAGGUAUUGGAAAGACUUACUGCAAGCAGAAAGGCAACGAUUCUUCUGCAGUCUGUUCUCUUGAACAUGCCUGAAAAAUUCAAUUGCCUCCUGCAGAGGCUUCAAUUUCUUGAAUCCCUUGAAUUAACAUCAUCAGAAUUAAAAUUAGUAAACCAAGUCCUAACAAAAGUGUCUGCAAACAUCCGUGGAGUUUCUCAUUUUAAUUACUCCCUAAGUAAGCAUCAGCUGGUUGGGAUGCUUGUUGAUGUUGGAUCAUGUAAGCCAUUGUUGAGAUGCAACUACAGAUCUUGUCAGUCUCCUUGUUGGGUUCCCUUUGAUAUUUAUAUGGAGAAUGCUAUGGAUUCUAGACAAAUUCCUACCAAAUCAGCUAUUGAUGAGCUUACAGAAGGAAUCAAGACACUUCAAAUAUUUAACCAGGCUAGUUGGCAAGAAACUUUUCUAGCACUUUGGCUCUCGGCCCUUCGGCUUGUGCAGCGAGAACGUGAUCCUCCUGAAGGCCCUAUUCCCCAUCUUGAGGGCCGUCUUUGCAUGCUUUUAUCUAUUGUCCCCUUGGCAAUUGCAAAUGUUCUAAGGGAUGACGCUGAACAUAAUCCGUCUUCUGUUCAAGUGUCUAAGGAAUCAGAAUUCAGACAUGAAAUGAAGAGUGAUAAUUCUAGGAAACUUGGACUGAUUUCAUCUGUUCAAGUCCUUGGACACUUUUCUGGCCUCCUAUGCCCCCCUGAAUUAGUUGUUGAUGCAGCCAAUCAGGAAGCUAGAAAAGCAGUCAGCUUUAUUUAUAAUUCUAUGAUUGAAAAGGGUGAAUCUGUCACUGGCACUCAUGCUAAUACAAAUACAAAAGCAGGUGGGAACUUGAGGCAUCUCAUAGUGGAAGCUUGCAUAGCUAGGAAUUUAAUGGAUACAUCGGUGUACUUCUGGCCUUGUUAUGUGUCUACAUCUAUUACGUCUUUGUCAGAUUCAUCACCACUAGAAAAAUCUCCAUGGUCAACAUUUAUGGAAGGAACACCAUUAAACAAUUCCCUUAUAAAUUCCCUUACGGUGACCCCUGCCUCAAGCCUGGUGGAGAUAGAGAAGUUAUACUAUAUUGCAUUAAAUGGAUCAGAGGUGGAAAGGCCUGCAGCUGCAAAGAUUUUAUGUGGUGCAUCCCUUAGCCGUGGAUGGUAUAUUCAGGAACAUGUGGUCCAGUAUGUGGUCAAGCUUCUUGCUUCUCCUGUACCUCCUAGUCAUUCUGGAUCUUGGAGCCUCUUGGUUGAUAAUAUGUCCAUGCUAAGUGCUAUCCUUCGCGGAGCUUCCUCUGUUGAUACAGUUCAUAUACUUUCUUUACAUGGUGUUGUCCCUACAGUUGCUGCUUCUUUAUUGCCACUUUGCGAGGCAUUUGGCUCAAUUAAACCAACUUCAAGCAGCACAGGCGAUGAGCCUUCAACGUCAAUAUACAUGGCCUUUUCUUUAGCAUUUCUUUUCCUUAUACGUUUAUGGAAAUUCUGUGGACCCCCUCUUGACCAGUGCAUCACCGAAGGAGGAGGCGCAGUUGGAGGUUUGGAGUAUCUUUUGUCAUUGCACAACAAUCGCAUUAUGUCUUCCCAAGAUAAGCUAAAAAGCAAUCGAAGUCUCUUUGAGUCUGCAUCUGUUAAACCUGUAUAUAUUGAUUCAUUUCCAAAAUUACGGGCCUUGUAUUGUCAAUACAAAUCUUGUGUUGCUUCAGCCCUUUCUGGCCUUUCUACUGGAAAUUCCAUUCAUCAAGUUGCUGAUAUGAUCUUGAGCAUGAUUUACCAGAAGAUGACUAAAUGUGGAAUCUCGCCAAGUAAUUCUUCAUCACCAACUAGCGGUAAUGCAUGUAGCUCAGUCAUAAAUGGUGGUGAAGAUGCUUUUCAAAGACCUAUGCUUCCUGCAUGGGAAGUAAUGGAAGCUCUUCCAUUUGUCCUUGAAGCAAUUUUAACUGCUUGUGUUCAUGGGAGGCUUUCUUCACGAGACUUGACAACAGGUUUGAGAGACCUUGUUGAUUUUCUCCCAGCAUCGCUUGCUGCCAUUAUUGAUUAUUUUUCUGCAGAAGUUACUCAUGGUGUAUGGAAACUAGUUCCAAUGAAUGGAACAGAUUGGCCUAGUCCAGCGGCAGUUCUUCAAUCAGUUGAGUCAGAAAUAAAAGCUAUCUUAGGUUAUGUUGGCGUUGAGGUUCCAAACUGUUCUUCUGGAGGUUCACCAAUAAUGCUUCCUCUGCCAAUGGCAGCUCUUGUCAGUUUAUCCAUUACUUUUAAACUUGACAAGAGUCUGGAGUACAUCCAUGCUAUUACUGGAGCAACUUUGGAAAAUUGUGCAUCAGGUUGCCCUUGGCCUAGCAUGCCUAUAAUUGGCUCUCUGUGGGCCCAAAAGGUUCGCCGCUGGCACAACUUCAUUGUUUUUUCAUGUUCUCGUUCUGUGUUUAGACAUAACAAAGAAUCUGUCGCUCAACUGUUGAGAAGUUGCUUCACCUCAUUCCUUGGAACAUUGAAGUUGACCGCGGAAUGUAGUGUGAAUGGCCUGUUGGGUAGCACCAUUACUGUCCCUGGUGUCUGUCCUUUUGUUGCUCCAGGGUUCCUUUUCCUUAGGUCCUGUCGAAAUAUACACAAUGUGCAGUAUCUAAACGAUGUAAUUGUUGGUCUUGUGACAGAGUAUUCUAAUGAAUUAGCUGGCAGAAGGGCGAGUUCUGGUUCUCACCACUUAAAAUCCAAUGAAGCAUCACUAUCCCUAUCUGCUCAAAGUGCAAAAGAGGUAGCAACCCUUGGUGCAAGUCUCUUAUGUACUACAGGUGGUAUCCAACUGGUUCAGGAAUUGUAUAAGGAAACUAUUCCUACCUGGCUGCUGUCAUCAAGGGAUGUGAAGCACAACAAUGAUAGUGUCGUGUCUUAUAUACUUGAAGGUUAUGCUAUGGCAUAUCUGGUGAUACUGUCAGGUUCAAUUAUAUGGGGUGUUGGGACUAAGUUACCACCUUGGACAUUCUCUAGAAGGAACCGCACCAUUGGGGUCCAUUUGGACUUCUUGGCAGAAGUCAUGGAGAGGAAAUUUUCACUCAGUUGUAAUCCUAUUACAUGGAAAACUUAUGUCUGCUGUUUAGUAGGAUUAAUGGUUAGUCUUGCACCAGCAUGGGUUCAAGAAGUGAAGGUGGACACUUUGAGGAAAUUGGCGCGUGGGUUAAGCAGAUGGAAUGAACAUGAACUGGCACUUUCUCUACUUCAAAGAGGGGGUCCUGCAGCUAUGGGAGCUCUUGCUGAACUUGUCAAUGUGAUUGAGUUUUGAACAUAGGAUGCCAUGCUCAUAAUUGUACGUAUGAAGACUGAAUAGUAUAAUGUCAAAAUUGCUUAAAUAGUAAGUGCAUGUUUGGAUCUUUUUUUUUUAGCUUCUCUUCUCCUUAUAAACAGAA